UGCUGCCCAGGUCGUGGAUGUAAAAGCCUCUCUCCUCCCCGACACAGUCGCUCUCCCCAGCCUGCCCGCGGUACUGGAUCACAGCGUGGUACCUAGAGAUGGAUGGGUGCUCCAGAGACACGUCACACACUGUUACUCAUUAUGAUGCGUUACUGGGGAGAGAUUCCCGGACCUGCAGGGGCGCCUCCUAUCCGCAGUUCCUUUGACCUGCUUCAGCGUGAGUUUCGUUCUGUGGAGAUACAGGACCCUCCUCUGCAUCAGCCCUCAGCCCAGCGCCCACGUCCUACAACAAUGCUGGACAUCCCAUCAGAGCCAUGUAGCCUCACCAUCCACACAGUGCAACUUUGUCAGCAUGCGCGGCGAAUGCGUAGCCUCUUGGCAGCAGCUCAAGCCCAGGGUCAGGGUCAGGGUCAAAGCUCAACAUCUACAGAAGGUGGUACCAGGACAGAGGAGGCUGAUACCAGCCUCCCUCUACGCCCUCCGACGCUACCCAUCAUGCCAGAUGACCUGCUCCCUGUGGACAGCAAGGCUCCAAAACAACCCUUCCAACUCCAUCACAGUGACCCAGAAAGUGACUUUUAUAAGGGUAAAGGUGAGCCUGUGACAGAGCUGAGUUGGACUUCCUGUAGGCAGCUCCUUUACCAGUCAGUGGCCACUGUCCUGGCCCACGCUGGCUUUGAGUUUGCUCAGGAGAGUGUUCUAGAGACUCUUACUGACCUGGUCCACGAGCACUACCAGCGCAUCGCUCGCCUUCUGCGCGUGGCUGUGGACCGUGAGGCUUUGCUCGGGGCAAGUCCCUUCCCAGAUGUUGUUGAACAAGUGUUCCAUGAAGUUGGUAUUGGCAGCGUGCUGGCCCUGCAGCGCUUUUGGCAAGUGAGGAUCAAAGAUUAUCACAGUUAUAUGCUGCAGGUCAGCAGGGACCUGUCAGAUGAGUAUGAACAACUUGUGAACCCGGAUAAAGGUCUGGAAGAUUCCAAGCCUGUGAGGAUUAAGGAGGAGCCCAUAAGUGACAUCUCCUUUCCUGUCAGCGAAGAGCCUGAAGCUGACCUGGCCCCUGGAGACCAGGCUCUGCCUAUCGGGGUUCUUGGGAGCCACGGAGAAAGACUGACUUCAGGUCUGGAUAGUGAACAUUCUCCACAAACUUCAGGUGGUGGUGCCGGGGGAAGCCACUCCCCUCUUUGGCCACAGGUCAAAAUGGAACCUCAGGAGGUGGAGGAGGGCCAGGGCUCAGGACACCAUCACCACAAUGUCCUGGGUGGGGAUGUGUUUGAGGAAGGGGGACCCAUGUCCACUAUGAGCGAAUCUGGAGUCGCAAUGGCCCCUUCACCUGGAGGAGCAGCAUCAGACGGCAGCUACGCCUCACAUUCACCCGACUCCUUGAUGGGCUCUUCACCUGUCUUCAAUCAGAGGCCAAAGAAACGUGCAAGGAAGAUGUGAUAGAUCUUUUUGGUCUUUUCGUGUUUGUUUAUUAUUAUUAAAAUGAAAAUCUUGUAAAAACAAUUUCUAUAAUAUUUAGGUUAUAAAAGUAUUUACAGCAAACCUUAAAA
Cynoglossus semilaevis (tongue sole) is the source of this 1547-nucleotide messenger RNA. RefSeq names its product SPT7 like, STAGA complex subunit gamma (gene supt7l). The record is from RefSeq and is a predicted model, not a curated record. The coding region runs from base 103 to 1437 and encodes 444 amino acids. Gene Ontology annotation, cellular component: SAGA complex. The transcript has 5 exons. Gene Ontology annotation, molecular function: transcription coactivator activity; protein heterodimerization activity. NCBI's taxonomy places the organism in Eukaryota, Metazoa, Chordata, Actinopteri, Pleuronectiformes, Cynoglossidae.